AUGAGCAUCUGCGCUUCCUGCCGUCGCAUGCUCCUCUCGCGCUUCGUCCGCCCAUCACCACACCCACCGACAUCCACACCACGAAACAUCCAUCCGCGCCGCGGCAUAGCAACUGCCGCCACCGUCCCAUCAACACAUAACGCCGCACCUAGCACCCCACUGCCCUCCACCACGUCUCCAACCACUCCUGCACCCACCAGCAGUUCUCCUCCAACAUCCUCCCAACCCUUCAGCACUCCCCACAUUGCCCCUCAACCCACCAUCCCCGCCGCCAUCGCCGACCUCCGCGGCCACGCAGCACCAGGCCUGAAAAAGACGCCCUCGAGCUGCAUAGCAGGCACGCCCCUCAAAGGCCUAAACUACAUCAAAGGCUCACCCGUACUCCUCGCAAAGGAAGACGACGAGUACCCAGACUGGCUAUGGCGAGUCCUCGACGACACCAAAACCGGCGCCGAUAACGAGACGGGAGCAUUAGGAAAACACAGCUCGCCGGUACAAAUGACGAAACCCCAACGCGCCCGCUACGAGAAAAAGCAAGAAAAGCUGCGCAAAUCCCUCCCCAAGAGGAUCCCCCUGCACGAGCAAUCCAUCGAUUUGACGCCCGCGAAUGCCACGGCGGAGCAGAGCUUGGAUGCGAGGCAGGCGUUGACGAAGAGUGCAAGGGAUGCGAGGCGGAAGGCGAUUCGGGAGCGGAAUUUCUUGGUCAGUAUGUAG
This is a messenger RNA of Cyphellophora attinorum, 714 nucleotides long. RefSeq lists its product as uncharacterized. Lineage: Eukaryota; Fungi; Ascomycota; Eurotiomycetes; Chaetothyriales; Cyphellophoraceae. Gene Ontology annotation, cellular component: mitochondrial large ribosomal subunit. The transcript is spliced from 2 exons. Bases 1 to 714 code for a protein of 237 amino acids. The record is from RefSeq and is a predicted model, not a curated record. Gene Ontology annotation, molecular function: structural constituent of ribosome.